Molecule: messenger RNA, 2580 nt
Organism: Pyrus x bretschneideri (Chinese white pear)
Lineage: Eukaryota; Viridiplantae; Streptophyta; Magnoliopsida; Rosales; Rosaceae
Product: transcription factor TCP1-like
Exons: 2
Coding region: 1035-2207 (390 amino acids)
Biological process (GO): regulation of secondary shoot formation
Cellular component (GO): nucleus
Molecular function (GO): DNA-binding transcription factor activity; sequence-specific DNA binding
Source: RefSeq, a predicted model, not a curated record
GUUGGGGAAUGAUUUAUAUAGUCUUUUUUUUUUUCUCUCUUACUUUUUUUUUAUAAGAAUUUUUUAUUCCUCUUACACAUUCCUUUAUUUUGACUUUUAAAUUGAAUAAAUAAAUAAAAAUUAAGUCACAAAAAUUAUCUGAACCAUGUAGGAAGAGAAAAAAUGUGCUUGGAAAUUAUUAUCUAGGCUGGGGUAUUGCCUAACCUAACCCUAGUUAAUUAAACAUGGUCUUGCUCUUUUCUGGAAAUUUUAACGGGUCUAAAAGUUGGGUUGUCAAAUUUCCCAUCAGUUUUGGCUCGGCAUGGUCUUUCCACAUUAAGUGGCACAAACCCACAUAUUUUGCGCCUUACAAGUCCGGUGACACAUCACCCUCAAUGAAACCCAAAAUUUGGAAUCCGGAUUCUUUUUGUGAAGAUUCCGAAAAUUUAUAAAUUGUGUUUGUUCAUCGUAUAUUAUGCAAUUAGUUUUUCUCAUGUACUGUUUGUAUUCAAUUUUAAAUAAUAAAAUUUUAAAUAAUUUUUUAUCAUACAAUAUACGAUAGAUGGACAAAAUACGUAGAUUCUCGGGAUCCUCAUCAAGAAGAUCCGUAGAGGAUCCUUAUUCCAAAUAUUGUAGCUUCAAGACUCUGCCCAAGAAACAGUACACCGGAGGAAAAAAAAAAAAACAAAAAAAAACAAGAUAAAAGAAGAACAACAGAAACAACCAAAAACCCAUCUUUCAGAUGUCUCCAACGCAAACAAAACAGUCCCCCACUUAUUAGUGCUUCCGUGUUUAUAUAUCCGAUACUAUGCAUCUUUCACAGCAGAGCUCACUCCCCUUGAUCUUCUUUUUAAGAACACAGAUGGAUCUGAAGUUGCAGUGAGAAAGUGAGUCUGAAAGAGAAGUCUUGAGAAGUUCAAUGGGUAUGAAGAAGCUCUCUUUGCCUGUUCGAAAUUAGGAUAAUUUCUUUCUAGUGUUCAAAAGAAGAAGAGGCUCUCUUAACAAAGGUAUUAUAUUGUAGAAGGACUGCCUGACGGCCUGAGGAAAAAGAAAUCAUGUUUUCAUCUUCCAGUUAUAAUAGUAAUACUGUAAGUCCUUUUCAACAUAACUUUCCCUUUUCUUCUUCUUCUUCUUCAAAUUACCCUCCUCCUCCUCCUCCUCCUUGUGCAAACCUAGAAACCUGCACUGGACACACUUUCCUUCAUCACAUUCCUGAUCCCCUCUCUGGUCAAUUUUCACACCAAAAUAUUGCUUUAUUGGCGCCUCCUUCUCAUCAAACCCUAACCCAUUUGGGAGUUUCAUCAAACACCGUGCCUGGUAGUAUAAACUCCAACAUAUCAUCAUCUUGUGGAGAUCAUCAUCAUCAUCAGUACUACCAUAGUAACUAUGGUAGCAUUAGUAAUGAUAAUAUUAUUCCUUAUUUUCUUCACUCUUCUGGGGAAGAUGUAGUGGUAGCACCGGCCGCGACGAAGAAAGACCGGCACAGUAAGAUCUUCACCGCUCAGGGUUUGAGGGACCGUAGGGUAAGGCUGUCCCUCAACGUUGCCCGUCAGUUCUUUGACCUCCAAGACCAGCUAGGGCUUGACAGGGCAAGUAAAACCAUCGAGUGGCUACUAAAAAAGUCCAGAAAGGCCAUCAGGGAUCUCGGAACACAGAAGAAGAACUUGAGCUGCAGUUCUGAGCGGUCCAAGAGUUUGUCUUCCACUUCCGAGUGCGACGAGGUUGUUUCGGACAUAAACGAGGUGGAAAACCAUGUAUUGAGCAAAGAAAAAGAGAUGGUGAUGAUGAAGAAGUUGAAAGAAUCUAAAUCUGCCGGAGCUUAUGUUGCGAAAGAGUUGAGGGCAAAGGCAAGAGCAAAGGCAAGGGAAAGGACAAGAGAGAAAAAGAUGUGCACUACUAGUAGGAGGCCUCAUCAGAUGUUGAACCAAUUGAACUUAAUGAUUGAGCAGCUUGAUGAUCACGAAACAAACAUCUCAUCCUCGUCGAAGGUUAAUUUUGGAGAUCAUCGUGUGAAUCAAGAACUGGGAUCCCUCUUGGCCAAACAAGCUCAUCACCAUCAUCGUCACGAGGAGGAUCAAUCUGCUUUGAUCAAAAGAAACAAAAUGAAGUCAUUUUCAUCAGUAGUUUCCGAUUAUAAUACUACUGAUCAGAUUUCCAGCAAUGGCCACCUCCAAUUUCCCAAUGCAUCUCAAAAUUGGGACAUCAAUGGCGCUUUCCCCAUGCCCUAGCAUUAAUUGUGCCAUCGCCACCAUCAAUCUUAAUUUCCACUGGAACUGAAAUCUUGGGAGGCUUAAUUGUGGAAUUAUCCGGCGAAUUUAUUGAUUAUCUUCCAAAUCAUUAACUUCGAUCAAAGAAGUAAGCUCUAUUUUUGUUCAUGUAUUUCUUUGAAUGCUCAUUAAUAUAACUAUUGAGUCACCUGUUCCACUGUUUUACAGCUCCUCAAGAGUUACCAUAAUGACUAAUACUGAUGACAUUGAUGAGAUAUUUGUUGAUUAGUUAUAACGUGUUUUUUUUUGUUUGUUUUGUUUUAACUUAUGAUGUAAACAUUUCUGUUCUAAUUUAAAAAGGGUACAAUUUAAGUGGGGAUAGAUAUGCUAUAAA